Messenger RNA from Cyclocybe aegerita, 879 nucleotides. The record is from the annotation of a GenBank genome assembly. NCBI's taxonomy places the organism in Eukaryota, Fungi, Basidiomycota, Agaricomycetes, Agaricales, Hemipholiotaceae.
AUGUCGAAUCUAAUUUCUUCCUGUGAUAUCAAGGACGUGGCGCCACCUAAGGUCUUCAGUCUCGUUUGGUCAACCACUAUGGAUAUGUUUCGCUCUCGUAUUUUCUAUGGAUACCUCUCCUUCCUGAUCUCGACCUGGGCUCUCUCGUCGGCGUUGUUCCUCUUCUUCUCCCUGGCCAAUGAAAUGGCGGUUUCUUGGAUAUACUUCCGCAAAGACCGGUCCUAUGCAGCCGUCACUAUUCAGACGGAGAAUCCGGACCCCUCGUCUAUGAAAGGACGCAACUCACAGCAUGCUCAAACUGAAGAACUAGACCCUAGGACGCACGCUAUGGCUGCCACUCAAACGGACCUCUUGCUUGACAAAGACUCAGCAUCCGACGCUCUCCAACAAAAGACUUACGCCUCUUUCGGUGCCCAGACGUCGACAGAACGCCUGACGGGCAGCACUGUCGCCAAAUCGGAGCCUUCUUCUAGCGACAGAGCCCCUGCUUUCUCCAGUCUGUCCACGGCGCAACAACCGGUUUACACUCUGCGUGGCAUGGUCCAUGAUAACAUCGGUGCAUUGAGAGAGAAGACAAGCCAAGUCGUCAAUGCAGCAGAAACGCCCGGCAAACUGCCUAAAGCCGUCAAACAACUUCACUCUAGACAGACCGUCCUGAGCGGCUUUCCCACCGCUGCUUCCACGCAACUUUACGGCGUGAUUACCCCUCCUUCCACACCUGAGAUUUCUCACCUACCACUGGCUGCCAGAAUCGGCGCUAGGAUGGAUCUCGAUUCGCCCGAAGUCAUCAAAAAGCGCCACAGACUCCAUCCAAAGCAGGCUCAACAAGAUGCGAGGGACAGGGAGGAAGUGGCGCAGUUCCUUUUAGAUGACAACUGA